AUGGCUUCUUAUGUAAAGGAAAUCGGAGGGAAGCUUUCAAACGACCCAUUUCUUACAGAGGAGAUAGGCGGCGGCGGAGGAGGAGAAGAAGACAAGAUGCGGCGAGUUUGGGUACCGGGACCGGUGAUAGUGGGUGCAGGGCCGUCGGGGCUAGCGGCGGCGGUAUGUUUGAAACAAAAAGGGGUACCGAGUAUUGUACUGGAGAGAUCCAACUGUAUAGCGUCGUUAUGGCAGUUGAAAACGUAUGAUCGCCUACGGUUGCAUCUACCGAAGCAAUUCUGCGAGCUGCCGUUUAUGAGUUUUCCGGCGGAAUUUCCGACGUACCCUUCCAAGAAUCAAUUCGUGAGUUAUUUGGAGGUUUACGCUGAGAGAUUCGAUAUACGGCCGAGAUUCAACGAGACAGUAGCGGAGGCGGAGUACGAUCACACGCUCGGGUUUUGGCGCGUGAGGAGUAAGCAUGGUAAUACCGACGAGAUCGCGACGGUGACGGAGUACGUUUCACGGUGGUUGAUUGUCGCCACCGGUGAAAAUGCGGAGGCGGUGGUACCGAAACUCGACGGAAUGGACGUAUUUGAUGGCCCGAUUAAGCACGCGAGUUUGUACAAAAGCGGCGAAGAAUUUGGCGGGAAGAAAGUUUUGGUCGUCGGCUGUGGGAAUUCCGGCAUGGAAGUUAGUUUGGAUCUCUGUGAACACAGAGCCAGCCCUUCCCUCGUCGUCAGAGACGCAGUUCACGUGCUGCCACGAGAGAUGCUGGGAAAAUCGACGUUUGGGCUGUCCAUAUGGUUGCUAAAGUGGCUGCCCGUACGUCUUGUCGAUGGGUUCCUGCUGAUGGUGUCCAGGCUGAUUCUUGGGGACACUGCCAAAUUCGGAUUGGACCGGCCCAUUAUCGGCCCACUUCGUCUCAAGAACCUGUCCGGCAAGACACCCGUCUUGGAUGUUGGUACCCUUGCCAAGAUCAAAACGGGACAUAUUAAGGUACGUCCAAGCAUCAAGCGGCUGAGACGUCAUGCAGUGGAGUUUGUUGAUGGAAGAAUAGAAAGAUAUGAUUCCGUUAUAAUGGCUACUGGUUAUAGAAGCAAUGUGCCCUCUUGGCUAAAGGAGGGAGAAAUGUUUGGGAAAGAAGAUGGGUUGCCAAGGAAGCCGUUUGGGUGGAAAGGGAAAAACGGGCUAUAUGCUGCGGGGUUCACAAAUCGUGGAUUACUCGGCUCGUCAAUGGAUGCCAAGAGAAUCGCCGAGGACAUCGAACGGUGUUGGAAAGCCGACGCCAAGUUUUGUACUCCCUUCACGCAAUCUCUACCCUCCACGUAG
Cucurbita pepo subsp. pepo (vegetable marrow) is the source of this 1308-nucleotide messenger RNA. Its product is annotated as indole-3-pyruvate monooxygenase YUCCA6-like. Gene Ontology annotation, biological process: auxin biosynthetic process. NCBI's taxonomy places the organism in Eukaryota, Viridiplantae, Streptophyta, Magnoliopsida, Cucurbitales, Cucurbitaceae. The record is from RefSeq and is a predicted model, not a curated record. Gene Ontology annotation, molecular function: N,N-dimethylaniline monooxygenase activity; NADP binding; flavin adenine dinucleotide binding.